Molecule: messenger RNA, 14031 nt
Organism: Bombus pyrosoma
Lineage: Eukaryota; Metazoa; Arthropoda; Insecta; Hymenoptera; Apidae
Exons: 11
Coding region: 1710-8150 (2146 amino acids)
Biological process (GO): cell-cell junction organization
Cellular component (GO): plasma membrane; apical junction complex
Source: RefSeq, a predicted model, not a curated record
UGAAUACGAUCAAAAGAUUGACUCACAAUAUGAAAAACAAAAUGUUCUAAUAUUAGUCGUUUGCUAAUUAUGUAGCUAAUUAUAAAGCGCUACAAAAAGAUAUGAAUUAUUUUCUUUUGACGAUUUAUUAAAUAAUUUUUUAGUUCUACGCUGAAGAUGUCUUAUCACUGGAUAACACGUGUUAUCACAACAUAUGUUAUCAUAAUAUAUAAUAUAAAGUAUAUAAUAAUUUCAUUUUACCGCUGAGUUUGAUUCAUAUACACGUUGAUUGUUUUAUUUUGAUAGAAAACGUAAUGGUAUAACAGGUAUGACUAAGUCUGUUAUUUAGAUAUCUGAUUGUCCUCAUAAAACAAAUCACAAAACAUAUCGCUUAAGUCGAUUUUAUUGAUCACGAUUCAAGGCAAUGUUUGUAGUUAUCUAUUCAGUCGCUCGCAGGUCGAUUGAGUUGUGUAUGCAGACCUAUGUAAUAAAUGCUAGUCGCGUAUGCAUAGUUAACAACGAGAUGUUUCGUGAUAACAACGAGAUAUUUUGAGAAGUAGGUGGCCCUUUUUCGAAGCAAAAUAACAAGACACGUCAACGGAAGUGUAAUAUUUUGGCGCGUAUCUUUGUACCAAUUUAAGAUAUAUCUUGCUAAAUUGUCCUAUCAUUAAAAAAUUUUAUAAAUGCACAUAUUGUUCUCUCGUUUUAUCCAGUUGUUUUAACGUUACAUACCGGCAUUAUGGUAAUAGAAACCAGAAAGUUAUCCACGGUACAUGAUGUAUGUAAUACCAAUGAGUUUCUUUAGUGUGUUUAUCCCUCAGCGAAAAGAUAUUUUAGUCGAUUUUUCAUUUAGUCCUGUUGCAAUCUCUUCUUCCGAAUCAUGCGUACCGAUUUUCUUGGUCAUGAAGCGAUGAAGCAUUGUUACGCGAGAGGAAGAAAAAGGAUCGGUUCGAGUAUAUUGGCAGAAAGAAAGCGACUUUUCGUGUUCCUUUAUGUGUCCAAAUGUUAAAUCGGUACAAGAGAAGAAGAGAAGAAACUGAUCGGUAGCAAGCCGGCUUUACAAACACGUCCGGGGGGCCCCGCGUAACCAGUUUGUGAUUGGUUAAGCUGUGUACCACGUGGCGGCGUUGCGCGGGUGGGGAUUGGCCAGCACGGCCGCGCUCCGCGGGCGAAAGCAGCGAGUUUUGUUCUAGUAUUUACCCCGCGGUGUAAAGUUGGCUCUCGCGCUCUCCGGUGUCCUUAAGCCUUAAGUCACGUUCCAUUGUUCGCGUCGUUCCUUCAAGAUCCUCUCACACCGUAGAGAAUCCCUGUUGUUCUAUCGCUUGUGCUUUUUAGUGGUGAACGCCAUACGAAUUGUGCGCCAUGUUCGCGCCGCGAGCAACACGCGAUCCACCGGCUAUUGUGACAAGUGAUACGUUUUUUUCAUGAACAAGUUGGAGUGUGUGCGUUUAAAUCCCAUUCUGGAUUACACUGGCGGUGUAUGUGACUACGUACUCUUGCCGUUAGGAAGGCAAAAGUCCAGUGGUAGUAAACGACGAGGCGAAAGCACGCUGUGGGAUCGUGGAAUGUGCGCUGACAGAAAACGAUGAGUUCGUAGCGGGAAGGGUUCGAGGGCAGAGCAUGAGGGUCGGCCAGGAAACGCGGAAAGAACGUUCACAGUUCGGCGAAGCGAUUAAUGACUGUCAGUCACCGAACACAGCUGGACACGUCUCUGUCUCCACCGGUUGGAGAUGAGCACGAAGGAGCUGAAUGCGACAACGUUGACGACCACAAUGACCACGGCCACGACGCUCACGUCGUCCACGAAGCUCGAUGUCGAGGCCGAGGACGACGAAGAGCCACCGACCACGUUCGAAGCAUUGGAUAUGGAUCUGGUGAACGGACCGAAUCCGUGGCUUCCGGCCUAUGGUUUCCAAUUACAGCAUCGUUCCCAUUUUCAACCUACGCAUGAGGAUCUACGGACUAAUGACACAGUGCUAGUGCAGCAAGUGGACUUUCUAGAAACUAUUCUAGAGGAAACAUCCGACGAUCUACAAAGCGAUUCCGAUCGAAGUGGAACUACAUAUUGGGUGGGCUCAGACUCUGAAACCGAAAGCGUGAUACAUAUACGGGCGAAGCAGAGAUUGGCUGACGAGAGGCUGGAUGGCAGCGGAAGCGAAUGCAAUUCCGUGGUUCCGAAGAAGAGACGUCGAAAACACAAUGGCAACAGCGAUCGAGAACACCAGGCUACCUUCGACGAUUACCCACCAUCACCGAGGUCAUCGAGGUCGUCCGCCUCCUCAAGGUCUAGCUCUCUAUUGCAAUUCGAAUCCUUAGAAAGGACCUGUGCCACACUGUCGCCGUCCAGUUACAGCUUCGAUUCGCUGGAGUAUCCUAAUCGAUCAAACGCCUCUCAUCCUGAGAACACGUCGCCAGACAGCCUCGAGCAGGACUAUGACAAGGUUUUACCAAACGGUUUUGGAAGCGUCGUAGAUCACUUUACCAGAAUUAGACCUUACCGUAGCUUCGAAAGUUUGGACACCUGUCAAAAGGAAGAGGAGUUUGGUUCUGGUGGUCUCACCAAUGGAUUCACACCUUUGUACCUGAAACGAAACAUGGACCUGUCGAGAACACGUAGCAAUGGCUACCACCGUCCAAGGGACUUUUGGCACGAGGACGAAGAAUACGAAGACGACGUUGGCGACGAGGACCUUGACGAAGAAGAUCGUAUGCUAAACGACAAUCGAUCCGGGGCGGAGCUCGAGGAUCGACUGAUGGUGUUCGGCGAUUCCGCGUGCAACUACGCGACGUCACUGGAUUAUCGGAAUACGAUCGACCUACGAGAGAUCGGUGUCGAGUCGAAAAGGGACGCACUGUUGGACCUGAAAUCUGGCCAAACGGCUGUGUCGAGUUCGUUUCGCCUGCUGCAGACUAGAUUAAAUAUAGCCGGCAAUAUGGCGCACGGCCGUAACAACAUGGUCGCCGAUCAUCAUCAUUACCACCAUCAUCAGCUGCAGCAGCAGCUCCACAGUUACGAGCAGCACGAGCAGCACCAGCGUCAAGGGUGGAGCAACGAGGAGUGCUUUAAUUUUAGAUUCACGGAUAAAUCUCAAAGCGCGCCCAGUCUGCCUAGCAGCGUCACCGAGUCCGCACACGGUCCACAUUCGUUGGCCGCGUACGCAUCCUCAUCCAGAGCGACCUUCUUCGUAUCCACGUCGAAUUUGUUCGAGAAUUAUACAAGGGUAGCUAGCGUGCCCGUCGACUUGAAUCUUUGCGGCGUCCACACGACGCAUGAUGAUACACGCUACUCUCCAGUGAAUUUGCACGAGCAUCACGAAAUGGCGGAAGUCUCCGUUGUUCAAAGUAAGAAGCGACUGGAAAGCAACGAGGAAAUUCGACAGAACGGAGGCGAGGAGAGUGGACAAGCGAAGAACUCGUUAUCGAGCUCGGUCAGAACGCAAGCCUCGCAGAACGCGAUGGUAGAUGGCGAGAUGGACCCCGAGAAAGCGGAAGAAGAGCCGAAGGAGGACGAGGAAUACGUAGGAGAGUACUGUUCAAAGCCGCGAGAGAUGAAACAAGUACCUUCGACGGUGAAGACGCAAGAUCCGGGAAACUGUAUACUCGAUAUGGCGAUUGCUAUGGAGAACGACAUCGAUUCGGUGGAUGCAGCGAUCAAACAGUUGAAGCGCGAGGCCGUGGAAGUUACCUCGAAUAACACCAACACGUUAUCUGGUAUCGAUGGUAUUCAGAGAACUCCUUCCGAUAGACAGCGACCGUGGAAGGUAAAGAACAACGCGAGCUACGAGUUGGCUCAGCAAUUCGAAAUCGACGAGAGAAGUUUCCGAUCGAAUAAAUAUCGUAAGGAGGUUGGUAACGAUGGUGAAAAAUCGUUGAAAAGUGGACGAAAACGAGUGUCAAACAACGCUAGUUACGAGCUGGCCCAGCAGUGUGAUUACAUCAAGGCUCUCCAGUCUUCCAAAAGUGGAUUCAAGCGGAUGGAUGCGUGCGACGAGUUGGAGGAAUCGAUUUCAGGACGAUCCUCGCUGCUCAGAGUUUCCGAUUUGGUGCAGCAAAUGAGUAGUAGCUCGACAUCGAAUCUACCGAGCUAUAGCGAGCCGUAUUUGGAUACCAGGAAAUAUUCAAAGUCCGCGGAAAAUAUUUCCACGCAGUUCUCGAUAGCUCCGUUCACCAGGAUUCCGAUCAAUCAGCUGGGCCAGCGGCUCAAAAAACAGCAAGAGGAAACACUUUUCGGCCAGAUAAAAAAAAACUCGGAUCCAUUUUCGGUUUAUGGAGGCGAUUCUAACGCCCGUGUUUUAGUAGACGACGAAAUAGAUUUACCCUGCUUGGAAACCAAACCCGUAGGAACUUCCAGCCUAGAGGGGGGCGUAAAACGCGAGGAAACAAGCGUCCAGAAACCUCAGAAACCUUUAACCCCAGAACGUGAAAAUGUUGAUUCAAACGCUUCCUAUAAAGCCGCGACUGCGGACGUGAUUUCCAAGGAUACGGAUCAAGAUGCAGCGAACGAGACGAGCUGUUCGAAAAGGUCGUUCAUCGGUGAUUUCUAUCCGGAAAAAAUCGUGCGGUUGCAGCAACAGGAGGAGGGCCGUUAUGCGGAUUAUCGGCCAGUGGAAGACGAUCGUGCGGUCGAACUCGAAAUUGACGAAAGUGGCGGCAAAAACGAAAGUUCUUCGAUGAUUCGAUUAUCAUCGACUUCGUCGUGCAACGGUAGAAACAAUGGAGAACUGUUGUGGAGAGUCAUAGUGGAAAAGCAGGCCGCGGAAAAGGAUGCUCCUGUGAAGAAGGCUACGAAGGAGAAAGAGGUGGAGGAGGAGAAAUUACAGUACAAAGUGGAGAAGAACGAGAGAGAGCAAAAGAAGGAGGAGAAGGAGGCAACGGAAGCAGCGAGGGGACACACUGUUCACGGUGUUCAUUGCCCCCCACCCAACGGUAGCAGCAACAGCGACGGUCUGGAACUCGGUGAACGGAGUGGGAAUCCAGCGGUGGCCGUGGUAGUUGAUACGAAUCAUCGCGGUGUUCGCGACAAACGUCACGAGGAGAACGCGGCGGCAACAACUGCGCCGGUUAGCGUAGACGACAAGAACGACGGCCACGCGACUAUGUCGGCCACGACGACCACAACGACAUCACGUCCGUUCGUCGCGGCACCCAUCGUCAAAACCGAGCCAUCGGCGGCGAGAUUCCAACGGAACAUGGUCGUCGACGCGUCGUCCGCGACCACGGUGAAGGAAGAGCGAAAAAAAGGUGGACUCGGUGGAUUUCUUCAACGAUUCUCAAGGCUUCGGUUCAGUGGUAGAUCGAAAGUGCCGCGAUCCGAGGUGCAGAAGAAAAGUGAUACGAUCGGCCAAGUGAAUCGCGCGAAGGUGACCGAGGAGAAGGUUAAAAAGGAGCCGGACUAUGUUAUCAUACCGUUGCAUCCUACCGAAGAGGAAAGACAGAAACAAGACCAGAACACAGCUGCGGACAGCAGAAUAGACACCACCGGCAAUGACAGAAUUGUCGCCGACGUUCAACGAAGUUCCUCUGUUAUAAGCGCAAACGGGAGGGCGCCAGUGUCCAGCAAGCCGCCCCUGCCUCCGCAGCCGCCCCGUGUCGGGGCGCUGGGUUCGAGAUCGUCGACGGGCGCGUCGGCGGCGGCGGCGGCGUGUUCGUCGCGCCGACGCGCGGCCACAGACCUUGGAAAUCCGGCGGCCAUCGAGAUGGCGAAAGCCCGCACGAUGCAGGCCGCCCAGGAGCGCCCGGUCGGCCUGCUCGAAACCGACCUCGACGAGGCCGUGCCGUUGACGACGUCGACCAGCGUCGCCGAUGCCGUUUCCGUCUCCGCGAACACCGCCAGCAAGAAGACCAGGAGUUUGCUCAAUCUGAAUCACACCUCGGCCGCCCCGCGACCCAGACCGGAGCACGCCCUCCACGUACCCCAGUCGCCUGUCGCCGCUUCGCACAGGAGCCCCCGCGACGACGACGCCGCCUCCACCAUCAACCAACGGCCACACAAAUCCAUGGAGUUCCUUCUCGACAAGGAGAACCUGCAUUUCGUCAAGCCGCCGGAGAACGAGUUGCAGAAAGUUGGCGAACGCGUGCCCAGCGAGCACGAACUCAGAGUGCAGAGGUCUCUGCAACGACUGAACGUCCCGGAUUGGUACAAGAAUUCUCCCGCGGCUCGCGAUGGUUUCCGGUUAAAGAGGCACUCCGACGCGUCGCAACACGGAGGAUGGCGUGCAUUGGGCUCGAAAACCACUUCCCUCUCGUCCCUUUCAUCGUCUUCCAAUAGACAGCCGACUACAGGUGCCCUUCUUAGUCCAAGUCCCACGCCACCUGUAUUCUCAAGAUGGAGUACCAGUCUGCUAAACAGUGCCGGAAGUUCGCCAGCGAGUUCAACAAGGUCGUCUUUCAAUCAUCGACAGCCGUACUUGGGCUGGCGUUCUCAAGAACGGCUAACGAACCCGCGAACACCGGCAGAACGUCUUGCUCAGGGUAUUCUUCCCCAGUUGCAAGCAGCAAACAAGCAGCAACAACAACAACAACAGCAACAACAACAGCAGCAGACAACGAAUCAGCAGCUAGAGGUAAGGAACUCGAUAAAGGAGGUAACCUCGGCCAUUGUGCACUACGUGCAAAGCGGUCAGGAGGUUGGUGGAGGUGGCAGGCUGUCGCCUCGACCUCGACCUGAAGACUGGGACGACAGGGGCGGAGCAAGGUCGACCAGCCCCAGAGGAUCGGGCCAGAGCGAUACGGACGAGGCGAUGGCGACGGCAGCUCUUCUGCGGAACAAACCGAGCCCGGGUUCCACGACCCUGGAGGACGUCCUUGACUCCCUCCUUGGCCUGCCAUCCGCGUCGCGUACCCCGAGUCCUGGGCCAGGUCCCGUCGUAACCGGUACAUCCGCCACCAUGCGCCAUCGAACUAACAUCGGCCAGGCUAAUGCAAAAGCCGGGAAGAGCUGCAGCGACCUACGCCAAGACCUCCAAGAGUCCGCUAAGAGCGUGAUGGACGUGCAGCUGCAAGGAGCCUCCGAGGAGCGUGCCUCGUAUUACGUGGGUGAGCUCGUGCGACGAAAGAGCGAGGGUAGCGACACGAUGCCCUCGAAAACGGCUGCGGCACAGUCGAGAGGCGUACCCUUGAGUCACCGAAGAGUUUCCUUUGACAACAAUCAGGAGGCGAAUGGCCUGGUGGCUGGCAACGUUGCGGAGAAAAUCAUUCGUUGCCGAAAUAACAAGUGCAGUAACUCGGCCACCUUGGCCGAGGCGAGGAAGACCUACAAAAGCUGUCACAAUUGUACCUGCCUGUAUUGCUCGAGGGAGUGUAGAAGAGCGCACUGGCAGCGUCAUCGGAGAACCUGCUUGCACUCCCGAGCCGGAAGCCUCUGCAAACAGGUGUUAUCCUCCGCCAAGGAGGAUCCUAUCACGUUGAAACACAUCUCGGCGUUGGCCAAGCGUGGCUACGCGUUCCACGGCCGUGGAGCCGUCAAGUGUUUCUUCUCGAGUCCAGAAGCGGCGGAGAAAUUCAUCACAAACGGUUUCGUCGACUUAGGUGAACCCACGUACGUGCGAUGGUCGGAUUUGCUGGCCAGAGAAAUGGGAGCGGAACUGUACGCCGAGGUGAUCAGACUCUGCAAGUCGUACAAUCCGGAUACGAGGCUGGUGUUGUAUGUGGCCGUUUGCGUGGUCAGCGAGGUGCCAACCAGUGGAGCGGUAAAAUGGGAACGACAGUUGGUGUCCAGAUGCGCGAAAAUCCACUUAGACUCGGCAAACAGGCAUCACACAUCUUCGUCGUCCGCCUCGCCGCAGGGUAGGCAACAGUCCACGUCUCCCUGCAACAUCACCCGAGAGAUGGAGUCCCCGGAGAUGCUGGUGCUUACCUCGCUGCCAGGCAAUAACGGCCAGAACACACCCAGGAAAAUCCGGGAAAUCAGUUUCACCAACAUCCAGAGACAACUGAAACUGAGGGGCGUGUCACUCAGGAGGCACUUUCCGCAGGUUUACAGGAAGCUCCGUGCCUACGUGGAUGGUACCGUGGAUAAGUUCGCUCCGGUUACCAUCUAUCCGAGAGACCAGGCAUCUGGUAAAAGUUUCAUGUGCAUCAUCAUGCUCGGUGUAGAACCUGAGCGCCUUCAGCUGCUUCCCACAGAUUCCUCUAGGGUUAGAACCGUUGACAUUAGCGUCGAGGAGGAAUGAACGCCGAAUAGAAGCUCUUAAGUACUCGCUUGUGCGAUUUUUUUUUCUUUUUUUUUUACUAAAUUAGUAGGAAUAAUCUUUUGCAGGCUACGAUAGACGUGCGUGCAAGACGCGAGGAAUAUUUCGAGCUUCGUCUUCGAGUUUAUAUCCUUCGAUAAAAGAGAAAUACAUGUAGCAGUCGCGAAACUGUGAGAGAAAUAGCUGAAGGAAGCUCGUGGAAUUCGAUAGGAAAUUGAAUGAAAGUAAAUCGUCUUUCGUGAAAAGAUGCCGAUUAGGAUGGUCUUUCGGGAGAAGAUGAUUUACCAAAUCGAGGACACGUCGAGGUGCUUGAUGUUCCACGACAUUUCGUGUGAAGCAACGAACAAAAUAUCGUAGAAAAAAUUAGACUAUACGUUGCCAAACACUCUCGCCUUGAUUCAGUUUUUCAGAUAGAUCUAAUUGUGUAUUUAUAGUUUCUGAUUAAAGCACGUCGGGUACGCGUUACAAUCGUUGGAGAUGUUAGUUUACGCGUCAUUUCGAAGAUCAGGGACUAUAUAUCGUAAUUUCCAUACGAUGUCUGCUCGAUUAAUUAUCGUAGAUCGAGAAACAUUCAUUUCCGUGGACGCUUAACGUGCGUGUUGUAAUCAACAUGUAUCAGUUUCAUUCGCGAAUCUUAUUCGUGGAUCUUACAGUACCUAUCUCUGAUUGCUUCGAUAUAAAACCGAUAUAAAACAAAAAAUAAAAAUCUCCUCGAUUUGGUUGUUAUUCUGUCAGAUGUUUAUUAGCAACUAUAUCGAUUGUCGAACGAAUCAACGAGCGAUCUUGAUAGAACAACGGUUCCUAUCGAUAUUUCGAUAUCAAACUACAGUGGGAUAUACUGGAACGAACGUUAUUGAUUCCGAAGUUGCUUUCUUAUAGUUUUUAUUCGUUCUAGCAUCUAUGCAUAAUACAUUGUUGAAAUAUGUACGUACACAUAUCUAGGAACAGUCCAUUCCAAACUCACAGUCUCAAGCAUAAUUACCAUUUAAUACAACGAUAUAAACAGGAGAAAUAUAAUACAAAAGCAUUAAAGCGUAAAAAUAGCAUAAAAUUAAUUUAUUCAACUUUUACGUACACUGUGCGUUUGAAUUUGAAAGGGAUUAACAACAAUAUCUACUUAGCUUAAGUUUAAGGUAUGAAAAAUCCUUAAUAAAAGCACGCAUUUCGUUGUGAUAUCGACGAUUUUUAGUGACAAACACUCUUCGUUGUAGCAUAACCCACUGUAUUCUCCGGAAAACUUUAAAUUUGUUUCUUUUUCCAUCCAGGUUUCACGAAAAAAUGUGAAAUUAACGUAAAAUUAACGUAAAAUCUUGCUGCAUUCUCGAAAAGAAUUAUUUUCUUAACGCAUCGUUCGCAUUAUAAUUAGAGAAUUCUAAUUAUUCGUCUAAUCUGUAAAAAAAGAUGCUAUUCAAACGCUCUACGUUCGACACGUCGUUUUCGAAAGUAAUGACGAGAAGUAUCUUGUUGUCCUUUCGUUCGAUUUAAUGUAGUUACAGUUGUAUUUUUUGAAUUUUAUCAUAUAUAUUAUAUAUAAAGAUUAAAUCUCUCUCCGCGGUGCAGUCUCAGACUGUCUCGAUUAUGAUUCAAGAAGAUGCUCUUCGAAUUGAUGGAUCUCGAGUCAACCUGAGCGCAUCGACGAUAUAAAAAAGGCAAAUGUAGAUUGUGAAAGAGAUUUUCGCAGUUUAAUAGCUCCUUGUGGAAAAUCCUCUAAAAAUCCCAAGUUUCAGAAGUCUGUAAAACCUAACUAGCGGCCGGUGUCCCUGAAAAUAGAGAAUUUCUACCGAGUAAUCGUCUCGAGCUCAAAUCCAAUUACUAUACCGUUUCCACAGACGCGAUCUUUGUGCCAAAGCGUAGACCGUAAUAAAUUAAUAAUCUUUCGAAUUAAGAAAGUAAGCUGCGCGGAUCACGAUGGCAACAGGAAUGAACGUCUGCAGGAAAGAAACAUUCUAAGAAUCUUGAUCUCAUGGACUAACACUUCGUGGCAUCGACGAACUCUCCGUUUAAUAAUAAACUCGCGUUUUUAUCUUUUCAACGAGAUAAGAUCGGGAUAUCAGUUUUACUUUUACGAAAUUUCCUACAUAUUUUCAACAUUUCCACGUAACGUCAGUGAAAUUCGUUUUGCGACAAAUAAACUUAAUAAAGCAGCAAAAUGUCUGCCUGUCAAGGGAAACGAUAAUAGUGCCAACGUUAAAGUCACGAAUACACAAUGGUCGAAUAUAUCUUGAUUAGAGAUGAAAUUUUAAUUUCAUCGGUGAAAUUAUUAAUUUACACGAAACCCUUGUAAAUUACUCUGGUGAUUAAUUCCAACAGAUAUGCCAACGAUAAUAAUUAGAGAUGGCUGGAUCAAUGUUUGUUCUGCUGGUCAUAAUCUCAAAUUAAAGGGAUCUUAAACGUAAUUUGUAGUGCCAGUGGUAGAAUCUCUUGUAAUAUCAUCGUGAGAGAAAUUUCCAAAUGCGCGUGAUGAAACCUCGAAGAUAUUACACUUCUAGCUAUACCGCAUUUCAACAAAGAUAAAUUAUAAAAAUCAUUUUUACAAUUUGAUGUAGUAUCUAUUACAUUCGGAGAAUAUCAUCAUGAAAUAUCACAUAUUUUGCUUUGUUUUGGAUUACGAUUACCUAUGUCAAGGACAUAGGUAAUUUUACUUUUCAGAUAUGCGUAAUUAGCAAACGGAGUAUGUUUUAAGAAACGUAUUUCAUUCAAGUUGCCACAAGAUGAUCAAACGAAUAUUAAGUACAUGUCAUUUGAUUAGAAGUGAAAUGUCUAAUUAUCUCUUUAAUGAAAUGAUACUAUUCUUGUAAGAAACUAAAGUUGAACUGUCUCGUAUAACAAUGUAAGUUUUUUCAAAGCUACUUUUCUCUUGAAACAAUCGGUGAAAUUAAUAUCUUUUCAAAUUAUAUCCAUUGAUAACGUCAUACAUACGUAUACGUAUAAAUAUGUAUAUCCAAUUCUUUAUCUAGUUAGAAUUUUUUACUUGCAAAAUUUAUUUAUUAUGUCUUGUAAUAAGCAGAUAUCAUUUAAAUUGUAUUGUUAGUGUUGCAAAAUAUGGUAUGUAGCUGUAUCAUUUAACAAUCAAAUACAUAUGUAAUGUACGAUAAUUACAAAUUCUAUUUUAUAACGUUUGAACCUUAUUGCUUGAAAAAUUUCCUAUUGAGAAAAUCGUGAUUUCACUUAAAUAGAUAUUAGUAAUUCCGAUUGUAUUGAAAAUAAAUAGUAUUUGGAGAAAGUUAUAUUUGAUAUAUGUAUACUGUGAAAUUAUUGAACUCUUGCCUUAUAUAUUUUCAUGUAUCCCUUAUGGCAAAGGAGACAACUAGGUACUCUACUUUUGAUAAAUCGCUGCUAAUAUUUAGCACACGAGAUAUCUAUCUGAAACUUACAUUACUCUCAUCGAAAUAAUGUAGAUGCUACGUAUUUAUAAUAUAAUAUAUCAGUUUAUAUAUAUAUAUAUAUAUACACACAUUCAUUUUAAUAUUAAUAUAAAUCAUUAAUCACAUGACACGUUAAUUAAAUCAAAAGACACACCUCAAUAGUAAUAAUAAUAAUAAUUGCAAAUAAAAAUCUUCUUUAACAAAGAUAUAAAGAGUCAACUAUUCACACUUUUAUAAGAUAUAAUGCUUUCUCGGGUACUUGUAUAAAGUAUAAUAUAGUAACUACAUAUUGUGCAAUAACAAAUAACAGCUACUCAUAGAGAUAUAUGCUCACCGUGUACAUGUAAUAAAUUCAAUAUAUAUUUAUGAAAUUACUAAAUAUACAUACAUAUAUAUUUAUAUAUCUAACUAACAGCAACAUUUGAAAAAUAGCAAUAAAAGGAACGAGUAAUGUUUUUUAAGAAUCAGGUUUAGAAGAAAGAUAUUGAUAGGUAGAGAAAGAUUUAUUCACAUAUUGUACGCUGUAUAAAAUGUUUUUUUAUGAGAUAAAUAGGAACUAGAAUUAAUAACUUCCCUCGGAGAGUGACUGAAAGUAUUGUACUUUCUGAUUUAUUGUUUAUAGUAUAACCUUAUGACCUUAAUGUUGACUGAUGAGUGUCAAUUUUUACUCUAUAUUUCGAUACAAAAAAAAAGUUCAAUUUGAAUAAUUUUCACAGACCAAUAUUUCGUUUAAAUAGCAGCAACUUGUAUGACGUAAAUUUCUUAAAGUGAUAUUUCAUAAUAACAGAUGGGGAGAAUUGUUAAAGUGCUUAGAUCGAAGAAAGGUAUAAACAGGGAGGAAUGCUGCCCUGAAUACCUAAGUAUCUAUGUACUUGGUAUUCCCUUAAUUGUGCUAAAUUGUUCGAAAAUAAAAGUUCACUGAUGGUAACUAAAUGAAACUGUGACAGUGAGCAAUCUCCUAUCUGAGAACUGCCUCGGCGAACAACAAAUCUAGCCAUUUCGAUUCGAAUUAAAAUGCCAAAAAAUUUCGUCUUAACUAAUAAGUCGACUAAAUUAUUCAUAUAGAAUAGAUUAUUUAAAACAGAUCGUUCUAAUUAUCAUUUAUAGCUUAAUUUGUUUGAACUCUAUAAGUUUCACAACAUAAAUAGAUAUUCUUGCAAUAAUUAAUGAACUUUUAAUUUAGUCCUAAUUUUAGUUAUAAAACAAAAUUGGAUGUGAUUAUUAUUUUCUCAUAUUAGACAAGCCGUAUUUAUCGUACAUGUUUUUAACGCAUACGGUAGCGCUUUGCAUGUACAGUAAAACAUUUAAAUUAUGAAAAGAAAAUUGAUGAUGGAAGUUGUCAUAAUCUCUGAACAGACUGAAUACUGUUAGCAUAGAUGACAAAAAUGAAGUAGUACAAAAUUCAAUCAAACGUAAAAUAAUAAUUUGAUAAUCGAUAGUUUGUACUAUCUAUAUUAUAGUAUUUACUUUAUUUACAUAAACAACUAUAUGAAUUAUGAGACUUAUUUGCUAUUUUACGAUACUUCGAUCAUUCAGUGAAACUAUUUUAGCUAGCACCGAGAGUGCAGAAAAGAGUUUCAAAGAAUCGAUAAAUUGAUCGAUUUGUAGUAUAAUUAAUAAAAAAUGAAGAUAGUGUAUUAAUGCCACGAAAGUUAGUCCGCUGAGUUUUCGAUAGUUCCUUUUACCUGUCUGUAUUACGACAUGCCACGAAUGCGAUUAUUUCGAUCGUACAUUUAGUAUAUUUCUAAACUUAUUGUUUAUCACUUAUCGUAGAAGACGCACAUUUGUCUUACUCAUCGCGUUCUGUGCGCAACGAUCUUCUGAUAUUAUGUAACAAAGGGAUGAUCUAAUUUAUACGACAAGAGAGAAAGAAGAGAGGGACGGUGAUCGCAUCUGUACGAUCGAUAAUUUUAUGAAAAAUCUUUAGAGGUUUUGAAUCGCUGAUCGAUAUCCAUAUUUAUAUGUAACCCUACCGAUUUAUAUAUAUUGUCGUAAUGAUUGACAGGGGCAAGGAAGCGCUCUUGUUCAUUCAAUUCCUUGCCUUUUAUAACAAAAGAAAGAAAAGAAAAAAAAAGAAAAUGUAACGAGUGUGACAAAAAGUGCUUCAAACUAUAUUUAUCGAAAAGCUGGUGCGGUCAAGUAUGUAAUAACGUGAAAGAAAUUGGAGAAAUUUCUUUUUAUCUGAAUCGAUGAUACGUUCUUCUUGUCGUUGGCAACUGACUGCUCAAUGAUUGAACGAGCAAUUACGUAUGUAGCUCGGGUGUAGUCACUCUAAACGUAUCGUUAUCGUUUCAACAUCUAUUUAUCGGUGCUACCAAUGCCUACCACUGUUUUCGCAUCUGUGUAUGUCUCAAUUUUCCAAAUAAAAUGUUAAUUUUAUUAUACCUGCCUGUCACUUCAUAUUUUACGAGAUUUUGUGAUAAUGACUGUUACAUUUAUAUAACUGAUAAAAGCAAAUACUUUAAAACAUAGAGGAUCAAUAAAAUUACAUAUUCUUA